AUGGCGACGCCUCGAAGCUUUGUUCGAAGCCUGCAAAAGCUUCAGUUAUCUUCCCCGCAUUCUUUCUCACAGCUCAGCCGAUCUACGCUCUCCAUAAGUACCAGGAUAAAGUCGAGUUCGCCGUCGAUAUACCAGCCUCGAGCUGCCGUUCCUUUUUCACGACAUUUUAGCACAACUCCUUUGCGCCAACAUGGCCACAUACAUACACCGAAACCUGGCGAAGAGCUGUACGUUACGUUUAUCGACAAGGAUGGAAAGGAACACAAAAUAGCUGUCUCUAAAGGAGAUAACCUGCUCGACAUAGCGCAAGCGCACGAUUUAGAAAUGGAGGGAGCCUGUGGAGGAUCCUGUGCGUGUUCGACAUGCCACGUUAUCGUUCUCGACGAAGAUUACUACGAUAAGAUGCCCGAUCCUGAAGACGACGAAAACGAUAUGCUUGACUUGGCAUUUGGGUUAACAGAGACGAGUAGAUUAGGCUGCCAAGUGGUAAUGACGAAGGAACUAGAUGGGUUAAAAGUCAAGCUACCCUCCAUGACGAGGAAUUUACAAGCGAGUGAUUUUAGCUCAAAGCAAUAA
Molecule: messenger RNA, 576 nt
Organism: Hypoxylon trugodes
Lineage: Eukaryota; Fungi; Ascomycota; Sordariomycetes; Xylariales; Hypoxylaceae
Product: ferredoxin
Exons: 2
Coding region: 1-576 (191 amino acids)
Biological process (GO): P450-containing electron transport chain; positive regulation of oxidoreductase activity
Cellular component (GO): mitochondrion
Molecular function (GO): 2 iron, 2 sulfur cluster binding
Source: RefSeq, a predicted model, not a curated record